AAACUUCCAGCCAUCGAGCAUAUUCUCCUUCGACUGCUCCUCGUUUUUCCACCGUCUUAGUGGUGACUUUCCAAUUUUUCAGAAUGGCAGAGAACACAACUUCUCCACUGAAGCACUUUGUGCUGGCUAAAAAGACGAUUACUGCGAUCUUUGACCAGCUACUGGAAUAUGUCACUGAAGGAGCAGAUUUUGUUGAAGAGACGUAUAAGAAUCCUGAACUCGAACGGGUUGCCACCGAGGAAGAUCUGGCGGAGAUUCAGGGCUAUAAAUAUAAGCUGUCCAUAAUUGGAGAAGUACUGUCCCGGAGACAUAUGAAAGUAGCAUUUUUUGGCAGAACAAGCAGUGGGAAGAGUUCAGUUAUCAAUGCAAUGCUGUGGGACAAAGUGCUGCCUAGUGGGAUUGGCCACACAACUAACUGUUUUCUGAGUGUAGAAGGGACAGAUGGCGACAAAGCAUAUCUUAUGACUGAAGGAUCAGAUGAAAAAAAGAGCGUAAAGACGGUUAACCAACUGGCCCAUGCACUUCAUAUGGACAAAGACUUAGAAGCUGGCUGUCUUGUACAUGUAUUUUGGCCCAAAGCAAAGUGUGCACUAUUGAGAGAUGACUUGGUUCUAGUGGACAGCCCUGGCACUGACGUAACUACAGAGCUGGAUAGCUGGAUCGAUAAAUUCUGCCUAGAUGCCGAUGUCUUUGUCUUGGUUGCAAACUCCGAGUCAACCUUAAUGAACACGGAAAAGCACUUUUUUCAUAAAGUAAAUGAGCGACUUUCCAAACCUAAUAUCUUCAUUCUGAAUAACCGUUGGGAUGCUUCUGCAUCAGAGCCUGAAUACAUGGAAGAUGUACGCAAGCAGCAUAUGGAACGCUGCCUAAAUUUCCUGGUGGAGGAACUGAAAGUCGUGGAUCUUUCAGAGGCACGAAAUCGGAUUUUCUUUGUUUCAGCCAAGGAAGUUCUUAGUGCUAGAAAGCAGAAAGCCCAAGGAAUGCCAGAAGCUGGUGGUGCACUUGCCGAAGGCUUCCAGACAAGAUUUCAGGAGUUUCGGAACUUUGAACAAAUUUUUGAGGAGUGUAUCUCGCAGUCAGCAGUGAAAACCAAGUUUGAACAGCACACUAUCAGAGCUAAACAGAUCAUAGAUACUGUGAAAAACAUAAUGGAUGCAAUAAAUGUGGCAGCAGCAGAAAAAAGGGUAUAUUCCAUGGAAGAGAGGGAGGACCAGACAGACAGGUUGGACUUUAUUCGAAACCAGAUGAACCUUUUAACAGAAGACGUUAAGGAAAAAAUCAAAGCGGUUACUGAGGACGUGGAGAAUAAGGUUUCGUGUGCCAUGACAGAUGAAAUUUGUCGACUUUCUCUUUUGGUUGAUGAAUUUUGUUCAGACUUCCAUCCUUCCCCAAGUGUCCUGAAACUAUACAAAACUGAACUAAACAAGCACAUAGAAGAUGGUAUGGGAAAAAACUUGGCCGAUCGGUGCUCCUGCGAAGUCAAUGCCUCAAUGCAUCAAUCACAGCAGGAAAUAAUUGAAAAUCUGAAGCCUUUGCUUCCCCCUGGAGUGCAGAAUCAGCUCCAUGUUCUAAUCCCGUGUAAGAAAUUUGACCUCAGCUACGACCUGAAUUGUCACAAGCUCUGCUCAGAUUUUCAAGAGGAUAUCGUAUUCCGUUUUUCUCUGGGAUGGGCCGCUCUGGUAAAUCGGUUCUUGGGCCCUAAGAACGCUCAGCGUGUCCUGUUGGGAUUGGCGGAACCCGUUUUGCAGCUUCCUCGAUCUCUAGCUUCCACUCCCACUGCCGUUCCUACCAAUCCUGCAACACCAGAGCAUGUGUCACAGGAAGAAGUUAUGAUUACUCUUGCAACAGGUUUAGCUUCCUUAACAUCACGAACCUCUAUGGCCAUCAUCGUUGUUGGAGGAGUGGUUUGGAAAACAGUUGGUUGGAAACUCAUAGCCUUUUCCCUGAGUAUGUAUGGUUCUCUAUAUCUCUACGAAAGGCUAACCUGGACAACUCGAGCCAAGGAGAGAGCCUUCAAGCAGCAGUUUGUUAACUAUGCUACCGAAAAGCUGCAGAUGAUUGUCAGCUUUACCAGUGCCAAUUGCAGCCAUCAAGUGCAGCAGGAGAUGGCCACUACUUUUGCUCGUCUGUGUCAGCAAGUUGACAUCACUCAGAAAAACCUGGAGGAGGAAAUUGCACGGUUGUCCAAAGAGAUAGAUCAGCUGGAGAAAAUACAAAGUAAUUCCAAGCACCUAAGAAAUAAAGCCAUUCGGCUUGAAAAUGAGUUGGAGAAUUUUACAAAGCAUUUCCUUUCCAGUAAAUGAGCAUUUGCUGCAGCACAGACGUCUUCAGAAGCCGCUGAAGAGAAAAAGUAGAACGUUGAGAGACACUUGCUGAUUUACCUGGAAUCAUUUUAAAAUAUGAAUUAUAUUGACUGUGCUUGUUUGAAAAACGGCAAAUUCCAGUUUGGAUGCUGGCAAUGAAUGGUAUCUGGAGGUAUUUAUGUUUCUGGAGAGUAUGUACGUAUAUAGUUUCAGUUUUUUGGUGACGAGAAAGCCAAAUGUAAACGAUGAAUUUGUUGGGCGGCAUAACCCCCUAUAUGAGCCCUGAGAGUGGGGUUGUGAGCUCUCUAAAGUGGGGCUUUUUAUUUUUAUCGACUCUGGAAAACCCUGCUUCCUGGCAUCCAGGAGUGAGAGAAAGCUCACUGUUUCUUUCCUAUGCCUCUUUCCAAAAUCCCAUUUUUCUUUCAGUGCCCAAGAGGAAUAGCUUAUUGUCAUUGUCAGUAUUCAUUGGGUUACUCUUGCAGGGAGCAGAAGAGCAUAUUUUCAGGGUGAAUUUGGGCUGGUAAUGAUGAUUUCUGUCACUAUGCAAAUUUCCCCCCUUAAAAUAAAUCCACUUUUGGCUAUUGAAAUGUGUCUAAUGACAAAGGUCCUCUUUAAUCACCCGGCCACGCUUUCGGAGAGUUUAAAAGGGAAUUAGGUUCUCGGCUGGGCUCGUUCAAGGAGCGCUGUCUGUCGACUAGCAUCAGCUACAGUGACGGAGGAGAGAUUUCAGUCCACCGCCUGGAAUACGGCGGCUAAUGAUCCGAAGCCGUAACCCCGAAGGUACCGACAUAUCCGAGUCAGUCGGGUGCUUGGCCUAAAUCGGCGUAAAAAUCUGUCAGAAAGGGCUGUCAGGGCUUUCCUGCUGUUUUGUUCCUUUUCAGCAAGGCCCGUACCCGGCUGGGUGAAGGUCAAAACAAAGAAAACAAAAACAAAGAAAACAAAUAGAAGCCAAUUAGGAGAGGAGAAGGAAUACAAACUGCAUUCUUCCAGAAAGGGAAAGCCAUCUUAAGGCACGUUACUCUUCCAGGCCCCUCUUUCGGGAUGAGGAGGUGGGCACGACUGCAGGAUCCCGUUCCGAACAUCGUACGGUAGACGGGACCUCUGCGGAGUUCAGUGGCUUCUUUUUCCUGCCUCAGACCGGGUGUCCUUGCAUUUUAAAAGGUCAUUUCUCAGGGUUAGACCCAGCCUAGUUCCAACAGCCUCAAGCAGUCGUCAAGCAGUCUUGUGAGUAAGCGAUAUUGAAGUUUCAAGGCGAAGGAGAAGCAGGUGAGUUCAGUGGUUUCGGUUGACUUUGUUCAGUCCGGUAAUUUGGCGCCGGAAAGUAUCAGCUUGUGGCCGGUGACCCGCAGACUGGCUAACGGAAUGGAAGUAAUGACAUAAAAUUGGGUAGCGUUUAUUAAAAGUUGCAGAAAAGAGCUCAGGAGUCUUGCCCUUUUAUGUAUGCACUUGGACACGUGAAACAGUGUCGCGUGGCUUGGAAUUCCAUUGGUUUUUAUAAGUGGAGCUUGAUUUUUCCAUCUACGGUCGGAAAUAACUGCCACCUAUCCAGGUUGUGUCUAUGCGUGUCAAAAUGGAAAGUUUAAAAAACCCUAAAGCAGAGCCUUUCUCCUCAUAUUCAGUCUGCAAACUUGGUAGUGGCCGUGCCUGUGAAUAGCCCAGAAGUGAUGUAAUGUAGAACUGAUGUGGUUCAGACUGGUUUUUCUAUGUUUGUUUGCAAGGGCAUUUAUAUACUUUGUAAAAUACGAAACUUUUUACACACUACCGUUCUUUAAAACUCCCAGGGAAAAAUAAAAUGAUCAGUUAUUAUCUAA
Tachyglossus aculeatus (Australian echidna) is the source of this 4114-nucleotide messenger RNA. RefSeq names its product mitofusin 1 (gene MFN1). Gene Ontology annotation, biological process: mitochondrial fusion; mitochondrion localization. The record is from RefSeq and is a predicted model, not a curated record. Gene Ontology annotation, molecular function: GTP binding; GTPase activity. The transcript is spliced from 18 exons. Gene Ontology annotation, cellular component: mitochondrial outer membrane. Lineage: Eukaryota; Metazoa; Chordata; Mammalia; Monotremata; Tachyglossidae. Bases 84 to 2303 code for a protein of 739 amino acids.